AUGCUUGAGACCCAGGUGCCACUCGAAUGGGCCCUCCCCCUGUACGGGUACCUAAUGCCGCUGGUGGUCGCGCUGACGGUGGCCACGAAUUCGUUCAUCGUCGUCGUACUAUCACACAAAUACCUGAGGACACCAACGAAUUUCGUGCUGUUGGCUAUGGCUGUUUCAGAGCUGCUCACCGGCGUCUGUUGUAUCCCGUGGUUUUUGUACUACUACACCUUCGGAGGCUACCACACUGACGCCGAGUCGGGCCUACCCUCAAUUUGGUGCCAACUCAUUCCAUUCAUGGCCUCAUUCUUCCCCUCCAUCUUUCACGCGACGGCUAUCUACCUUACCGUAUACCUGGCCAUCCAGCGCUACGUCUACAUUUGCAUACCGACCCUUGUGAGGCGGUUUUGCACGAUCAAAUAUAGUAAGAAGGUCCUGAUAUUCAUCUGGAUCUUCUCGACCUUGAUCUAUGCUCCAGAGGCGUUAGCAAAUUACCACCAAUCAAAAGUCGUCAAGAACAUCUUUACAGGGCAGAUAUCUCGCCAAUGCUACCGUACACAGUCAGGAUUCUUGCUGUGGAUCGGCCCGAAUUUGUAUUACAAGGUUUUCUACACGAUCCAAACCGUACUCGUCCACUCGGGUCCCUGCUUACUUCUUGUAAUUUUUACGUGGAAGCUGGUUUCGGCGAUUCGAGAAGCUGACAAGCGGCAUUUGCAUUUGAUGAAAAAAGUCCCCAACCAUCGAAAACAAGACGACGAGGUAUCGAUCGAUUGUGGCAGCAUGACGAUAUCAGUCGGAAAUAUGUCAUCUGGCAAUGAGAAGCGGAGGGACUACAGCAGUUUUCGAUCGACACUAGCUACGGACAGCCUGGUGCGGAAAAUGUCAAAAAUCUACAAGAAAAACAGCAACGAGCCGAAACGGGUACAGGGCUUGAAGCAGAACACUCGAAUGUUGGUCGUGGUCAUCUUGCUCUUCUUGGUCACCGAAAUCCCGGCCGCGAUGAUCUUCACAGUCCACGUGCUUUCCGUUUCUUUCCGGCUCGGCCACACAAACUAUCAAAUGCUGAAUACGUCGCUUAUUAUUAGGAAUGUUCUAAUUGUCAUCUCGUACCCCUUCCGAUUUGCCAUCUACUGCGGGAUGUCGCAGCAGUUUAGAGAGGUGCCUUGGAAACGAGUUGCCUCAACGAGACUCGAAGAUCGCCGUCCUCGUCCAGCUACAAUGGCCUGUUGUACACCCAGUAGUGGCAUGUGGCACAUCCAUUUUCUAAAUACUGCCCUCGCUACCGUAUCCACCCCACAAUCAACCAACCACACGAAAACUUCACCCCAUUGCCUCAGGUCGUUCGCUCUGUCAGCGAAUAACUCGGAUGCAUGUCUUGUGAUUAGAGGUACAAAAGACACGGGUGUUCAAUGUUCGAUGGACAGUCGGCUGGUUUUUGACCCGCUAUUUGACGACAUGCAGCACUUGGUGGAUUCGGAUUCUGAAGACAGCCACCCGAUCCACGACUCCAAAAAAAGCACGCGGGGCACGCAGUGCUCCGCAAAAAUCGACAAAAACAUGUUCGUGCGGCGGAAGAGCUCGUUGGUGGCGACAGCUCUGAUUGACGUUACUACUGGGUGCCAUGUUCCUGUUGUCAUAUCGAUUGCUACU
Molecule: messenger RNA, 1638 nt
Organism: Mesorhabditis spiculigera
Lineage: Eukaryota; Metazoa; Nematoda; Chromadorea; Rhabditida; Rhabditidae
Source: the annotation of a GenBank genome assembly